Messenger RNA from Hemicordylus capensis (graceful crag lizard), 5642 nucleotides. RefSeq names its product zinc finger protein 436-like. Bases 1 to 2469 code for a protein of 822 amino acids. Lineage: Eukaryota; Metazoa; Chordata; Lepidosauria; Squamata; Cordylidae. The record is from RefSeq and is a predicted model, not a curated record. Gene Ontology annotation, biological process: regulation of DNA-templated transcription. The transcript is spliced from 4 exons.
AUGGCCUCCUCCGCCUGCUGUUCAAGCAGGAGCCGUGAGCCCAACAGGACCCCCAGAUCACGAACCGUCGCUCUCAAGGGAAGCGCAACCCCGCCAAGAGCUCAACCCGCACACGGCACCUGGCCGGAUCGCAGACUGAACAAGAGCAACUCGGUCUGGGCGGGACUGAGCCGGAGCUUGUUUGGGCCCAUCCAGGUCCCCGACAGCCUCUCGGCUCAGCGUCCAAGUGGGUCUGCGAUCCCCAAGAGACCCGGGGUACGGAGGCGGGGGGAGCAGGAUUCGCCCUCCCCGCAGCAGCAAAAAGAAGAAGAAGAUGCGAAGGGCGCAGGAAGCAGCCCCGGGAGCAGAGCUGCAGGCAGCGCAGCGCCGCGGGCGGAGGAGCGGGGCUUGGCCGGCCGGCUGGCCAAGCGGAUCCGGUUCACGAGCUGGCCGUGGCCGGAGGAGGAGAGCCGCCUCCCGCCCGCCUGCCCGCCCUCCAUCCACAGCGCAGCCUCACUAGCAGCAGCGGGCACUGCAGCCGACUCGGCCUCGGCCUGGCUCGGCUCCAUCGCGGCCAGCUGCUCCGCGACGCGCCCCGCUUCGCUGCCUGCCUGCGCCGGGCCGGCCAAGCCAGGCCGCCGAGCGCCCCGCUCCAGCGCCCGGCCGCAGCAUGAGCCUCCGCCGAGGGCCGUCGGGGGAGAGCGCGCCCGCCCCGGUAGGCCUCCCUCCCUCCUGCCGGGCCCACCCUGCGCGCCUCCAGGGGCGCACCCGCCCAGGCGGCGCUUGCGCUCCCUUUCCGCCUUGGAAGGUGCGGGGGAGCAACAGCCGCCGCCACCCUGGGGCGUGUGCAGAGUGCUUCCGCAGCUGGGCGUGGGGUUUGAGCUGCGCGGCAAGCAAGCAAGGCUGCCGCUCCCGGCGGGAUCCAAAGCUCCCCGGGAUAGGAAAUGGCCGGGCCCAGAGUGGCAGCAGGCUCGCUCCCCAGGCAGCCGUCUCCAGCAGGCCUGGGUGACCCUGGAGGACGUCACGGUCUCUUUCUCCCCGGAAGAGUGGGCCGGCCUGGACGAGUGGCAGCGGGAGCUUCACCGUGACGUCAUGCAGGAGAACUAUGAACUGAUCACCUCGCUGGCAGGCUGCGAUAUCCGAGUGAAGGAGGAAGAGGCGUGUCCUGCUGAGGACGACAUCCAAGUGUGGGUCCUGGCGGCGGCGGCGGUGGAGGAGGAGGCGGUUCUCCAGGGCUUGAAGGCGGAGAGCGGAAGUCAGCAGCCCAGCAGGCCGCAUGGAAGGGCGGAGGGUGUGGGGUGGGAAGGGCUGGUGCCCCAGAGAGCGGCGCCCGGGGCGGAGGGCCCCCUCACCUGCCCGGACUGCCACAAACGCUUCAAGAGCCAACUGGCCCGCCUGACCCACCAGCGGGUCCACACGGGGGAGCGGCCCUUUGCCUGCCCCGAGUGCGGGCGCUGCUUCACCCAGCGGCAGCACCUGGGCACCCACCGGCGGGUGCACGGGGAGGAGCGGCCCUUUGCCUGCCCCGAGUGUGGCAGCGCCUUCCGCCUGCAGAAGCUGCUCCUGACGCACCAGCGCAAGGCCCACUCCGGGGAGCUGCCCUUGGCCUGCCCGGACUGCGGCAAGCUCUUCAACCACAAGCACCACCUCAUGACUCACCGGCGGGUGCACACGGGGGAGCGGCCCUUCCCCUGCCCGGACUGUGGCAAGAGCUUCACCCAGAAGCACCACCUGCAGACCCACCAGCGCGGCCAUUCGGGGGCCCGGCCCUUCCCCUGCCCGCAGUGCGGCAAGACCUUCAAGGACCGGGCCGGGGUCCUGAUGCACCAGAUCGUCCACACGGGCGCCAGGCCCUUUGCCUGCCAGAGCUGCACCAAGAUCUUCAGCCACAAGCACCACCUGGUGAUCCACCAGCGGGUGCACACGGGCGAGAAGCCCUUCUCCUGCCAGGUGUGCCGGAAGCGCUUCACCCAGAAGCACCACCUCCUGAGCCACGAGCGCAUCCACACCGGCGAGCGCCCCUACCACUGCCAGCAGUGUCCCCGCAGCUUCAAGGACAGGAUCACCCUCAAGCUGCACGUGCGCCUGCACACGGGGGAGAAGCCCUUCUCCUGCGCCCGCUGCGGGGAGAGCUUCCGGCUGCGCAAGGCACUGCUCUCCCACCAGCGGGCUCAUGACGCCCCCGCCCAGGUCAUCUGCACAGAAUGUGGCGAGAGUUUCCCGCGCAUGCGCAGCCUGGCUGCCCAUAGGCGGCGGGUGCAUCCCAUGGCCCCAAAGGAAACGGUCUCCCAGCCCGGAUUGGCUGGUGGCCAGCUUGAGUUGCAGGCCCGUAGGGAGGGGGCCCAAGGUGACCAGUGUGGACAGGGCUGGGCUGGGCCCCCGUUGCUCCUUGGGGGCCACAGGGAGACAGGGCAGCCCGAUGAGACUCAUGCGUGGCUUGCCUUGAAAGACUCCCAGGGUGUGCCUGCUUCAAAGAUGCCAACACUGUGAAGAGUAGGUUGGCUGGAAAAGAAAAGAAAAGACACCCCUGGUCAUGUGUUCCUUCUUGGUUUUGCAGACUCCAGAGCCCGUCCUCCGCUUUGGUUCCCAUUUCCUGGCCUCGGAUUUCCACUUGAGUGCAGAACCAACCCACUCAGGAGCUCAGAUUGCUCAGCUUCCAGUGGCGUGGGUGUGUGUUUGGGGAGGGGGUCCUUUUGUGGAUCUAGGGAGUGCGCUGGAAAUCCUGGUGCUCCCACUUUCUGUGGGGUGGCAGUGGGGGGUGGGGAUAAGGCUUGUUGUAUUUCUGUGCCCUUUCCCCGUCAUUAGCAAGAUGGACGCCCCCAAGUGCCCUUUUAGCUACAAAGAACUUUGGGUGUGACUGAAGUUCCACCCUGCUGGCUGCUAAAGUUCCUUUUACAGAAGCCCGAGGAGCAGAAAUUUAGCAGGUGAAGCUUUUCCUGUCCUUUGCUCCACACCAGAGUGCUUUGCAGAUGACACACUGCAAUGAUGUCACGACAUGUCCGCUAAUUGUGCUUCCCUACUGCCUGUGUGUCAACAUCGCAGUCCCUGCGCUGUCAGCAAGGGGCCGUUCACAUUUCCGAUGCCGCCUUUUAGAUUGAAUCCUUCCGUUUUAGUCCUACAACGUUGCGUGUGCGUUGCAAAUACAUAGCUGUAUGUUCCCGUUGUAGGAGGGUUGCACAAGGCAUUUGUGUUUUCACAAUGAUCCUGCCAAGCAUUUUACUGCUGAACAGCGCGUCAUCUGGAAAGCACCCAGGAAUGCCUCACCUGUUGGAUUUCUGCUUCUUGGGUUCCUGUGAAAAGCAGGCAGGGUCAAGGGAAGAGGAGCAGGGUCAGGGCAGGGGGUAGGCGCUUGCGAGGCAGAGUGGCUGUUGCUUUGUGUGGCACAUUCACAGGUCCAGGCAGGCAGGGGCCCAGGCCAACCAGGGAGUUUUACGCACAGCAGGUUUUACUGCGAGUUUACAGGGAGGCUUUACUGCAAACUCGAAGUUAUCCCCCCAAACCGCCGCAAAUAGUGGAUUUUUUAACCCCGGAUAUAAAUCGGGCUACACUCUUAAUGUGCAGUGAAAAACCCAAAUUGUGUGUGAACUGCUCCCCAGUAACUCACAGGGACUUCGGGGUAAAUCUGGCUGAAAUGUGAAUGCACCCCUGCUCCAUUCCGGAGGAGAGGUGAGUGAGAGGGCUUCAAAAGCCCCAGGUGAAAAGCUUCCAGGUGAGGCGCUCCAAGUGAUUGCCGGGGCCCGAGUGUGGAAUCUGGCCAGCCCUUUAGCGGCACUGGACAGGAGCACCCACAGUGGCAGCCCGCCAGGGAAGAGGGCAAAAGAGCAGCAGCCAACGCCGAGGGAGGGUCCCAGAAUCAUAGUUUCCAUCCUUCAUGGGGGGAGAUUUCUAGUCCACCCUGCGAGGGCUCCUCUGUUUUGAGAAGAACUGCAUGAAGAACGGCGUGGCUUUCUUUGCAGAGCAAACGGAGGGGCAGGGGUGUGUGGGGCUGGGCCUCCUCUGGGGACCCCUAGCGGGUGGGCCUGCUUUGGCUUUGGCGGUUGCUUUUCUCCUGGCUGCUGGCAGUGUGAGUGUGCCCAGGGAGGCGGGAGGGAAGAGGCCCCAAAGCCGUCACAGCUCAUCCUAACAAGCCAGGGAGAUGCCAGUGGAGGGGUGCCCAGGGAGGGAAGCGCAGCUGCCACUGCUCCCCAGCAGUAGUGGGAAGACCUGCAGACCUGCCGUCCAUCAGGUAGAGCUAUGGUUAAUUGUGCAGCUCUACCUGACAGCUGACCAGCCUGCGGGCAGCGCAGCUCUCGGGUUGGAGGCAGAGGAGCACCUUGAGCUGCCGGGGAGCAGAGGCAGCUGCGCCUCCUUGGAGGACCCCCUGGGCUCCUUAGGCAGAGCUGCUAGUGCCCCAAAGAAUUAAGGUCGCCUGUGUGGGGUUCAUAGGAGGUGGGGCUCAGCUGGAAGGGCAGGAGGGCAUGUCCGCCACCUCCCAGGCUGGGCUCCCACUUUGGGGUUGUGCAGCAAAGGUGAGGACCUGGGAACAAAACGGCAGAGUGGCCGGAAAGGUGGGCUGUACACGGGCAACGGAAUGUGCGCUUUUCUUGUGACCAUCAUUUUGGACUCUUCGGUCCGGCUCUUCAGCGGAAAAGUCCUCCAAGCCGUUGACGUUGCAGAAGGAAUAAGUGCCCCAGAGGGACCCCUCUCCCUGGGAGCCGAGGGUGCUGUGCUGGGCCCGGCAGAGAGCAGCCUUCUCCCCCGGCUAACGAGGAGAGAGCCCCUUUGGCCGGCUAGCGGGGCUGAAGCCGUGUGAGCUGGGGGCAGGAGUGGCGUGCCUUGGUGGGACGCGAGGCCGCUCGCACUUCCUUCCGAGCUCUACACGCCCAGCUGCAUCGCUCAGAGCCUCACUUGCCACUCGGCUCGCGCCUGCCAAGGCUGAUGGGCAGCUGGGUGGGGAAGAGGAAUGGGAGACCACCUGUGAGCCCUGGAAGACCUUCCCCUCAGGAUGGGGCCGCUUGGGAAGAGCACCUCCAUGCCGAAAGGGAGGCCGAGGGAGCAGGAAGUGUCUGCACACACUGGACCGGUGGGAGGAAGCAUGAACGGUCCCCUUUGCUAAGCAGGGCCCACCCUGGUUUGCAUUUGGAUGAGGGACUGCAAGUCCUUCCCCUUAGGGGAGGGGGCCACAGCUCAGGGGAAGAGCCCCUGCCUGCUGGCAUGCAGAAGGUGCUGAGUCCCCUCCCUGGCAGCAGCUCCAAGAGAGGGAGGAGGCAAACUUUUGCCUGCAGUCUUGGAGGAGCCGCUGCCAGUCUGGGUGGACAAUCCUGAGCUGGAUGGACCAGUGGUCUGACUCAGUAUGUGGCAGCUUCCUCUGUUCUUCUCCUGGGGUGCUUUUAUGGGCAGAGGUCAGUGUAGGAGAAGGGGGUAGUGUAGCUGUGCCCUUGACGCGACUGUGUCCUUGGUGGUUUCCGGAAACCUUUGAGAAGAUGCCCAGUGCCAUGAGAGAGUGGCGUCUUUUCCGCACACAGCCUGCUUGGCUCAUCUCCUCUCUGCUUUCACUCGCUCGGCACGGUGUGUCUCCCCUGCUUCCUUGAAGCUCCUUCCCCCCCCACACCCCCUUGGCCUCCCUGGCCUGCAGAAGCCCGGCCCUGGCUUCUGGGGGCAAAAUAAAGCGAGUCUUUUGUGAA